UGCUUAAAACUGAUGAGACAGCUGAAAGAACAAACUAGAAAUAUCAUCGCCCCAUACUUUCGCCUAAUGCACACAAAAAUCUUUAACACAAUGGCAAAGAUGGCUAUACAGUUCGUGUUAUCGAUGAUGCUAGUAUUACUGCAUAUGCAAGAAGCAUUAGCACAAGAAAUUUCCCUGGCAAAGCUUGGAUGUCCUAGAAAAUGUGGCAACCUGAUAAUUAAGUAUCCCUUUGGAGUCGGAAGCAGUUGUUCAGCUGACCAGGCACUGGAACUGUAUUGCAACGCCUCUUUUAAUCCACCAAAAGCUUUCCUCAUUCAUAACAAUCUUGAAGUUCUAGAAAUUUCACUAAAGGCAGGCACAAUACGCAUCAAGCAUCCAAUAAUUACUGCGUGUACUAAUAGGAGUAUUGCUAAAAAGGUUAUUUUAUCUGGCCCCUUUACAUUCUCAUACACUGAAAACAGAUUUACUGCCAUGGGAUGCAAUGAUCUUGCCUUAAUAUCUCGAAAAGGGUAUGAUUUUGGAGGGUGCAUGUCAUUUUGCAAUUUUACUGCAAGAGACAACAGCUGUUCUGGGAUAAACUGCUGCCAAACAAGAAUCCCUCCGUCUUUGAAGUUCAUCAAUGCAUCAUUUAGGAGCGCGGGUCUUAUAAAUGAUCAGAAAAGCUGUAGGUAUGCUAGGUAUGCCUUCAUUGUAGAUCAGAAUUGGUUUAGGCACUUGAAAGAUAUCUACAGCGUGCAAACUAUGGAACAAGUUCCUGCUGUGCUGGAUUGGAGACCGAUAGGGUUCUGUCACUCACUCGGGACAGUUAAUUUAUCCACUGAUAGCUACAGGUGUGGAACAAAUACUUUCUGUACGAAUCAAAGCAUGUGUUCUUGUAUCAAAGGGUAUGAAGGAAAUCCUUAUUUGCCUAAUGGAUGUCAAGAUAUAGACGAGUGUGCAAAAUAUGGUUCCAACAGAUGUCAGCAGAUCUGUUCCAAUACCCCAGGAAGCUACAAUUGCUCAUGCAUAGAUGGAUCAGAACCUGACGGACAAUAUAACUGCAAGAAGAGAGACCCUCACCGUCACACCAAAUAUUCAGCAACAGAAAUUAUGUUUAAAGCCAUGUUUGCGGUUACAGGGGUGCUAUUGGUACUGGCACCUAUGUGGUUGUGCAAGGUAGUAAAAAGGAAAAAAAUGCUGAAACUGAAAAAGAAGUUUUUUGAGAGAAAUGGUGGAAUACUAUUACAUCAGAGAGUGUCUUCAAGUGAUAAAAAUGUGGAGACAACCAAAUUGUUUACUUCAAAGGAGCUAGAGAAGGCAACUGACCAUUAUAAUGCAGAUCGAAUACUCGGACAAGGAGGACAAGGCACUGUCUAUAAAGGAAUGCUGACAGAUGGAAGGAUAGUAGCAGUGAAAAAGUCAGAGAAACAAGAUGAAAGUAAAGUUGAACAUUUUAUUAACGAGAUUGUAAUUUUAUCACAAAUAAACCAUAGGAAUGUGGUGAGGCUGCAUGGAUGUUGUUUAGAGACAGAGGUCCCUUUACUGGUAUAUGAGUUCAUUCCUAAUGGAACACUUUUCCAGUAUAUCCAUGAUGAUAAUGAAGACUUUCCCCUUUCGUGGGAUAUCCGCGUACGUGUGGCCACAGAAGUUGCAGGAGCUCUGUCAUAUCUACACUUUGCUGCCUCGGUUCCAGUAUAUCAUCGAGAUAUCAAGUCUUCAAAUAUACUUUUAGACGACAAGUACAGGGCGAAAUUGGCAGACUUUGGAACUUCGAGGUCAAUUUCCAUUGAUCAAACUCACGCGACAACAAAAAGGGUACAAGGUACAUUUGGUUACUUCGAUCCAGAAUACUUCAGGUCAAGCCAAUUUACAGAUAAGAGUGAUGUUUAUAGCUUCGGGGUGGUUCUUGUUGAGCUCUUGACAGGACAAAAACCAAUCAUGGCACCUAGGCCUUACGAUGAGGGACGAAGUUUAGUCACACAUUUUGUAUCGGCAAUGCAAGAGGAUCGGCUAUUAGAUAUUCUUGAUUCGAAAAUUGGCAAUGAUGGUGAGAAAGAGGAGCUCAAAACAUUUGCUAAACUUGCAUAUAGAUGCUUGAACUUGAAAGGGAGAAAAAGGCCUAGCAUGAAACAAGUUGCAGCAGAGCUAGAGAGUCUCAGAAUGUUAAAUGGAUCAACUAUUGUUCAACAGCACUAUGAAGAUGUUGCAGAUUUCGAAACUGAACUCAAUGAGCCUUGGGACAUAACUUCAACUUGCACCGGUUCCUCCCAAAAUCAUACUAUCGAAGUCGAUGAAAAUUGCACUAUCACAGUUGAUCAUGAAGAUUGAAGAGCAUUGAAGGAGAAGAAGUUGCAGUUUGGGUUGAUAUUUGCCUUUUUUGUUAUAUCUGUACUUGGGUUUGUUUAUGUGAAGUUAUCAUGUAUAUGAUGUAAUAAAUGCAUUGAAUUUAUCACCAUUUGUAUCACCAUUUGUGUUACUCUUGGGUUUUCUGGCUUUGUUAUAUUACUGGUAUGGCAUUGUGAGAAGUGCUGCAAUUUUCUUCA
This is a messenger RNA of Daucus carota subsp. sativus, 2522 nucleotides long. Its product is annotated as wall-associated receptor kinase-like 8. The record is from RefSeq and is a predicted model, not a curated record. Bases 13 to 2307 code for a protein of 764 amino acids. NCBI's taxonomy places the organism in Eukaryota, Viridiplantae, Streptophyta, Magnoliopsida, Apiales, Apiaceae. Gene Ontology annotation, cellular component: plasma membrane. Gene Ontology annotation, biological process: protein phosphorylation; cell surface receptor signaling pathway. Gene Ontology annotation, molecular function: polysaccharide binding; protein serine/threonine kinase activity; calcium ion binding. The transcript is spliced from 3 exons.